AUGAAACAUCAAACCCCCUCCCUUUUCUUUCUCCUGCUACUUCUUCGUCGGGUCUGGUUCUCCCACCUUGAGCUCGCCGAAAAAGUCCUCAAUUCCGACCGCUGGAACGUGUACAAGAACUUUCAAUUAGCGAGAAAGGUGGAGAAGCUUGAAAAGAAUAUUUCAAGGUUCUUGCAAACUACUGUGCAAGCUCAUGUGCAUCAUCUAAGGUUCGAUUCGGCGGAGAGGUUUGAUCGGCUUGAGGGUUCGGCUCGAAGGUUGGAGCAGCGGCUUGGAGCGAUGAAGAUGGGGGUUCAUGAGGGAGGGUGGUUGGAGGAGGCGGUGAAGAGGGUGAAGGAAAAAGAGAGGUGGUACGAGGGUGGUUUGGUAAAUUUGGGUGUGGGGGCAGGGAUGGAGAUGGCGAAGAGGAAGGUGAAGGAGAUGGUGAUUAGGAGGGACGAUUUGGGUGUUGUUGGGAUUUGUGGGAUUAGUGGAAGUGGAAAGACCACUUUGGCCAGGGAGAUUUGUAGAGACAAUCAAAUUCGCAAUAACUAUUUCCAUAUCAAUUAA
Ilex paraguariensis (yerba mate) is the source of this 549-nucleotide messenger RNA. NCBI's taxonomy places the organism in Eukaryota, Viridiplantae, Streptophyta, Magnoliopsida, Aquifoliales, Aquifoliaceae. The record is from the annotation of a GenBank genome assembly.